GCAAGAAUAAAUAAUUUAAAAGUAAUGCCAUUAUUACAAGUUUAUGGUCAUCUAGAAUAUGUACUUAAAUUAAAAGAAUUUAUGCAUUUACGCGAAGAUAGACGAUAUCCACAAGUUAUUACACCAUGUCUUGAAGAAAGUUAUAAAUUAAUAUUUGAAAUGAUUGAUCAAAUGUUAUCUGUACAUCCAUCUAUUCCAUAUCUUCAUAUGGGUUGUGAUGAAGUUUAUUAUCGUCUAGUUCAUCCUCAAUGUGUUAAUCUACACUUUCGUGAUGAAGCCGAUCUUUUUAUCAGACAUGUAACUCGUGUUGCUAAAUAUAUUAAAUCAAAACAUCCAAAUAUUAAACUAUUUAUAUGGCAUGAUAUGCUCUCACAAAUAGUUAACUCAGGUUAUAAUAAUAUUACAGAAUUAGUUGAACUUGUCGUGCCGAUGGUAUGGACAUAUGUUGAUGAUGUUAAAACUUGGUUCGAUGAUAGAUUUUGGAUGGGAUUUUCAAUGUUUCAUGAAGUUUGGGUAGCCAGUUCAUUUAAAGGUUCAUCUGGUGAAAUAACAACAAUGAGUUAUAUUGGUCAUCAUCAACGUAAUCAACAAACUUGGCUUGAGGCUAUGUAUACUGCAUCAUUUCGACAUCGAGUUAAUUUCACUGGUAUUGCUGUUACUGGUUGGUCUCGAUAUGAUCAUAUGCUUUCAUUAUGUGAACUUCUACCAUCAUCUAUACCAUCACUUACAUAUGCAUUACAAACAAUUGUGUAUGGUCAUAUAAAUAAUACACAAAAUGUAACUAUUUCAAGAUCAUUAUUAGGAUGUGAUCGAACACCAUUAUGGGAAAAAUCAGCAGAUAUUAAUUUUAUAUCUUGUUCAUUUCCAGGUCAUGAAAUGUAUGAAAUGAUGUAUCAAUAUGAUGGACUUACACAUGUAUAUGAUGAAACAAUGUCAUUUGUACGUUUAUAUGUAACAGAUAUUCAUCUUCGUCAAAAUUAUAUACAUUAUAAACGUAGUCAAGAAUGUUUACAACGAUUAUAUUCUUUAGAAGAUCAAAUGAUUUAUUUUAUUGAUUCAUUUCAACGUAUUUGUUUAAAAUUUUUUACGCCUGAUAUUGGUCCGGAAUGGUUACAAACAUAUUUUAUGAGAAAAUUAAAAGAAGUACAAAAUCGUGUAAAUUUUAUUGAACGUACAUUAAAAACACAAACAUCAUGGUUACAACGUCCAUUACCAAAUAAUACGGCACCUAUUGCAAUUAAACGAAGAAAUUUUACAAUUAGUAGUUUAUUAUAA
Messenger RNA from Adineta steineri, 1275 nucleotides. NCBI's taxonomy places the organism in Eukaryota, Metazoa, Rotifera, Eurotatoria, Adinetida, Adinetidae. The record is from the annotation of a GenBank genome assembly.